Messenger RNA from Osmerus eperlanus (European smelt), 3400 nucleotides. RefSeq names its product Wnt ligand secretion mediator (gene wls). Gene Ontology annotation, molecular function: Wnt-protein binding. The record is from RefSeq and is a predicted model, not a curated record. Gene Ontology annotation, cellular component: endomembrane system; organelle membrane. The coding region runs from base 206 to 1942 and encodes 578 amino acids. Gene Ontology annotation, biological process: Wnt signaling pathway; intracellular protein transport; Wnt protein secretion. The transcript is spliced from 12 exons. Lineage: Eukaryota; Metazoa; Chordata; Actinopteri; Osmeriformes; Osmeridae.
CAUACUAGUCGGUCAUGUGAUCAGUGGCUCGUGCCCCCGGAGUCGCCCCGUCCUUCCAAGUUGAAAGACACAUCAAAGAACGCGCAGCAGCGCGAGACGGAGAGCGAGCAGCAUUCCUAAACUGGGGAUCUGGAUGCGGUGACUUCCACACCGACUCGUCUUUUUGUUUCUUUUACUCGUGGUGAUCUUCCUUCAACUUAUCAACAUGGCCGGGGCAAUUAUUGAAAACAUGAGCACCAAAAAGUUGGUCAUCGUGGGAGUUAUACUGCUUUUGUUCCAGGCGUUUUCUUUCAUGGUCGGCGGGUUGAUCGCCCCCAGCCCCACCUCUGCGGUCCACUACCUGGCCACCAAGUGCGUGGACACGGCCAAAUACCACCAGAGCAACAAGUGGUUCAUGCCCUGGGGCCCCAAUCAGUGCGACAAGAUCCGGGACUUUGAUGAGGCCAUGGCCAAGGAGAUCGAGGCCAACAACAUAGUGUUCUCCAUCCACAUCCCCCUGCCCAACAAGGAGAUGAGCCCUUGGUUUCAGUUCAUGCUGGUCAUCCUGCAGUUCGACAUCGCCUUCAAGAUGUACAACCAGAUAGACGAGGGAGCAAUAGCCACCAUCGACGUGGGGCUGGCCUACAGGGAUGACUCUCUGUCUGAGUGGACUGAGAUGGCUCACUCUAUAGAGCAGAGGAAACUCAGCUGUAACUUCACCACCUCCAAGACCUAUGAGAAUGAGGGCCGGUACUAUGAGUGUGCCCUGCUGCCCUUCAUGGAGGUGGGCAGCGUGGCCCACAAGUUCUACCUGCUCAACAUCCGGCUGCCUGUCAGCGAACGCAAGAAGAUCAACGUGGGCAUCGGAGAAAUCAAGGACAUCAGACUGGUGGGCAUACAUCAGAACGGGGGCUUCACCAAGGUGUGGUUCGCCAUGAAGACCUUCCUCACCCCCACCAUCCUCAUCAUCAUGAUCUGGUACUGGAGACGGAUCGUCCUCAUGACCCGCCCCCCCGUCCUGCUGGAGAAGGUGAUCUUUGCUCUGGGCAUUUCCAUGACGUUCAUCAACCUCCCGGUGGAGUGGUUCUCCGUGGGCUUCAACUGGACUUGGAUGCUGCUGUUCGGAGACAUCCGCCAGGGCAUCUUCUAUGCCAUGUUGCUGUCCUUCUGGAUCAUCUUCUGUGGAGAGCACCUCAUGGUACGACCCCUGACCCAGAGGGGGGGGGGGGCAAGAGAUAGGGGGGGUGGCAGAGAAGGGGAGGGUGUUCCUGCGAGCCUUCCUGUGAGUGAUGCUGUUUUGAUGUCUCAGGAUCAGACGGAGAGGAACCGUUUCUCUCUCUACUGGAAGCAGGUGGGACCAAUCGUGUUCGGCUCAUUCUGUCUCUUCAUCUUCGACAUGUGUGAGAGGGGUGUGCAGCUGAAGAACCCCUUCUACAGUAUCUGGGCGUCGGACGUGGGGACAGAGCUGGCCAUGGCAUUCAUCGUGGUGGCCGGGAUCUGCGCCUGCCUGUACUUCCUGUUCCUGUGCUUCAUGGUGUUCCAGGUGUUCCGAAACAUCAGUGGCAAGAGAUCCUCCCUGCCGGCAAUGUCCAAGGCCAGGAGGCUACACUACGAGGGUCUGAUCUUCAGGUUCAAGUUCCUCAUGCUGGUCACCCUGACCUGUGCUGCCAUGACGGUCAUCUUCUUCAUCAUCAGCCAGGUGAAUGAGGGCCACUGGCGCUGGGGAGACUACACGCUGCAGGUGAACAGCGCCUUCUUCACAGGGAUCUACGGCAUGUGGAACCUAUAUGUGUUCGCCAUCAUGUUCCUCUACGCCCCCUCACACAAACGCUACGGAGACGACACGUCUGCAGGGGGCGGAGGAGCUAACAGUGGAGAGGACAUCCAGCUGACCACCACCAUCACACAUGUGGACGGACCCACAGAGAUCUACAAGAUGACGGGCAAAGAGGCUCAGGAGUAGACCCCUCUCUACACCCUCCCUGCUGCCCUCCCCCUCUCUACACCCUCCCUGCUGCCCUCCCCCUCUCCCUCCCUACUGCCCUCACCCUCCCUACUGCCCUCACCCCCUCCACACCCUCCCCCUCCCUACUGCCCUCACCCCUACAUCCUCACCCUCCCUACUGCCCUCACCCCCUCUACACCCUCCCUACUGCCCUCACCCCUUCACUCUCCCUACUACCCUCACCUCUACACCCAUCCCUACCCUCACCCCAGACCCCCCAACCACACCUCCUGUGGUACUUUCCCCCACCUCUCCACUACCCCAACACCCUCAAACCUGUCACCCACCUAACUACCCCCCUUCCUAACUACCCCCCCUAAACCUCACCUACAGUACUUCCUGACCCCAACUUCCGGUUUAAAAAAUGUAUAGCAGCAACUUUAUCGGUACCUUCUAAACAGAAUGAGUCCUCGUUUCAUGGUCAAGCAUGGGUGUCUGUCUAGACCCAGACAGAACCUGUCACCCAUUAUCAGUGUGUAAAUAUGUUUCUUCUGUGCUUGGCGGAGAAGUCGUGCUGACUGGUUCACCUGGGGGAGAGGAGGGAGCGCCAUCUGAUGGCCAGACGGGAUUGUUGCAGCCUUCUCUGGAAUCACCUACUGAGAUGUUAGCAGGAACUUUGUUCCAGGGGAGCUAUCCUUCAUCCUCUAGGUUCUCCCUCCAGCCCAGCAUGCCUGACAGGUCUCUGAUUGGUUAUUUGGCUGAGACAGGUGAGCUGAGCCAGGGGAGUUCUAGCUGGAGGGAACAGCUCUUCUGGAACCAACAGGAUCAGUUACACAGCCACACUCACCUGCUCCUUCCACUUGCUGUCAAACCCUGUCAGGGUGCACAGCUGAUUGGCUAACUCGGUAGUAACUCAGUAAUGUUGAUUGGCUAGCUCCAGUUUGUCGGCCAUGCUGAUUGGCUAACACAGUGGACAGGAAGUAAAUGCUGUUUUGUUGUUUUUUUUUUACACUCCUUCAGUUCUGGAAAUAAAUAGCCUGUUUCAUAUUCCAGAACCGCAUUGAUAAUCACUGAUUUAUUAUCAAUGUGAUCGUGGUACAAGGUCAAGUAUAAAUAUAUUUCUAUUGUUAGUAAUCUCUGUACGGUGUAACACUUUAUUUGGAGUUAGUCUCUCACCUAAACACCUCCAUUGUAGCCUUAGUAGAAACCAGUACAGACUUCCUCAGAAUGGCCCUCAGAGGAAUGGAUGUCAUGCAGGGGCUGUUUUGCUGGAAGCUACAAACUCAUGUUGCUAUGUAGAUAUAUUUUUCAUAAAAGUGCAUAUUUUCAACUAUAUAUGCUUCUGUUGUUUCACUCUGACUUCCUGUUGUGGCCGGACAGACUCCUGACGCCUGUUUAGAGGUUUUACAUGUGGGAUUGUAGUCAUUUUGUGCUUUUUAUGCUAAUUUAAAUACAUGAAUAAAAGGUUUUACUGUC